Solanum stenotomum is the source of this 2443-nucleotide messenger RNA. RefSeq names its product 3beta-hydroxysteroid-dehydrogenase/decarboxylase. The transcript is spliced from 13 exons. Bases 216 to 1901 code for a protein of 561 amino acids. NCBI's taxonomy places the organism in Eukaryota, Viridiplantae, Streptophyta, Magnoliopsida, Solanales, Solanaceae. Gene Ontology annotation, molecular function: 3-beta-hydroxy-Delta5-steroid dehydrogenase (NAD+) activity. The record is from RefSeq and is a predicted model, not a curated record. Gene Ontology annotation, biological process: steroid biosynthetic process.
AAACUGGUCCUUAUUCGUUGCUCAUCAUCACAAAUCAAAUAUUAGAAUAUUUCUUUAUUCCUCUCACAUAUCUUCAUCUUCAAGCCCCAAAUUUGUGGUAGAAACCCUAGAAAUUUCUGAGAUUUUAGCGCAGAUUAUGAUAUUGAAGUCAUUCAAAGUGCUCCCUCUUUGUCUGUAGCUGCUACAAUUUGAAGUACAAAGACAGAGAAGUAGGAAUGGCUGAUGUGCAAGAGAGAUGGUGUGUGGUGACUGGAGGAAGAGGCUUCGCUGCUCGGCAUUUGGUGGAAAUGCUGAUCCGAUACGAAAUGUUUCAAGUUCGAAUUGCAGAUUUAGGUCCAGCCAUUAAGCUGGAGCCUGAUGAGGAGGAAGGCACAGUUGGAAAAGCUAUGCGAUCAGGCCGUGCUAAGUAUGUAUCCAUGGAUCUUCGUGACAAGUCCCAAGUACUCAAAGCGUGUGAAGGAGCUGAGGUUGUCUUCCACAUGGCUGCGCCAGAUUCAUCCGUCAACAACCACCAGCUUCAUCAUUCUGUUAAUGUGCUAGGAACCAAGAAUAUCAUUGAUGCUUGUGUUGAGCUAAAAGUGAAGAGACUUAUUUAUACCAGCUCCCCCAGUGUGGUGUUUGAUGGAGUUCAUGGUAUUAUCAAUGGGGAUGAAUCAUUACCAUAUCCUUCGAAGCAUAAUGAUUCCUAUUCUGCAACUAAAGCUGAAGGAGAGGCACUAGUUAUCAAGUCAAAUGAUACUAAAGGGCUCCUGACCUGCUGCAUUAGGCCUAGCAGUAUUUUUGGCCCUGGCGACAGGUUGUUGGUUCCAUCACUAGUUGCAGCUGCAAGGGCUGGAAAAUCUAAGUUCAUUAUUGGUGAUGGCAACAACAUGUAUGAUUUCACAUACGUAGAGAAUGUCGCACAUGCUCAUGUAUGUGCCGAACGAGCUCUUGCAUCAGGGGGUGCUGUUGCAGAAAAAGCGUCUGGUCAGGCUUAUUUUGUCACAAAUAUGGAGCCAAUAAAGUUUUGGGAGUUUGUUGCACUUAUUCUUGAAGGUCUUGGUUACGAAAGGCCAAGAAUUAAAAUUCCUGCUUCUGUUAUGAUGCCAAUUGCACAUUUGGUGGAGUUAACUUAUAAGCUGUUGGCGGCAUAUGGAAUGAAGGUCCCACAGUUGACCCCGUCAAGAAUCAGACUCCUAUCUCGUAGCAGAACAUUUAGUUGUUCGAAAGCAAAUGAUCGCCUUGGCUACACACCAAUUGUCCCACUUCAGGAGGGCCUACGGAGGACAAUUGAAUCAUAUCCGCAGUUGAGAGCUGAACAGCGGCUAAAAAAGGAAGGCCCCUCUAAAGCUUCUCUAUUUCUCGGAAGUGGGAGAGUUGCUGACACACUUCUUUGGAGGAAUAAGAAACAGACACUAACGGCAGCAUUAGUUCUAGCUGCAAUUUAUUUCAAUUUCAUAGCUUCUGGCUUCACCAUAAUAACCUCUAUAUCAACAAUUCUGUUGGUGGCAUCGGUUUUCUUGUUCAUCCAUGGGAGACUGCCUCAGAGAAUAAUGGGUUAUAAGUUUGACAAAGUCCCUGUAUCAUGCUUCCAUGUAUCGGAAGAGACAUCGCACCAAGUUGCUCUGUCAGUGGUCUCAGGGUGGAAUUCUGCAGUGAAGGGUUUAAAAUCUCUUUGUAAAGGGGCUGAUUGCAUGUUCUUCCUUAAGGUGGCUCUCUCUCUAUUGAUUCUAAGUAUCCUUGGAACAAUUUCUCUGCAGAGUUUGUUUGCCAUAGGAAUCCCAGGUUCCUUUACUUUGUUUUUCAUAUAUGAAAAAAAAGAGGAAGAAAUAGAUCAUGUACUUCAAGAUAUUGUCUCAUUUACAUGGAAAUUGAAGUCUGAUAUUUCUGGGAAAAUUUUCAGCUCUGCAAAAGACCAAUAAUAGACAGCAAAUUACCUGAUCAAACUUCUUCCUUAUCUUGAGAAGCUUUCUUAAGCAGGUUGUUGAAGUUGAAGGACUUCACCUUAUCCUUGUGUGUAACAUAUUCAUGGGAACCUUGCCGAAAGCCAUAUUUCUGUCUGAUCUGAUAUCAGGCUGCUGUGUGUCAAGGCAUUGUCUUUUGUUUGCUCUUCUCAUUUCUCUCCGCUUCCCCUCUUUUGCCAAUAUUACUAGAGUACAUUUGGCUCUCGCUGCACUGGUGUGAAUGGUUUUGUUCUGGUCCUAUAUUUGUUGGGGCAGAGGUGGAGGUAGAAACAAAUUUUUGUGUCUAUUGUGAUGUGUAAUUUUGCUGCUCCUGAAGAAUGUGGUUGCUUUUGUGUAAGGGCAGCUUUCCUCUAAUUUUACUUCAAAGUUAUAAAAAAUAAAUCCAGCAUCUUAAAUGUUUUCUUCUUUCAUGGUCUGCGUGCAUAGAAGCUUGCAGAGCUAUUAUUUGUUAUCUAUAAUUUUUUUUGAAUCUAUAACAAUUGUAGAAAGGUUGAUCAUGA